GUUAGCACAGCGCGGAGGUCAGAAACCUACCGGGAGAGUGGGGGAAAUACAGCCAGGAAUCUAUUUGACUGAAAAAACGACAAGCGAGAGAACAUGACAGAGCUGCCAGCCUGCAUUCUCUGCUGCUCAUCCUUGUUUGUCUGCAGAGUCCUGUCUGCUUCUGCCCAGCGCUAUCGCUUUACAUGCCUCCCCUCCUCCCAGCUUGGCUCAGCUGCCAAAUUGCAACCAAGAGACUCUCCUAGGAAUCAAGGCAUAUCCACGUGUGGCGGAGCGGCUUAAGAAUACCCUUCACGCUGCUGCUAGUGAACAGAAUGUAAGAGGGGACACGCCGACUGAUUGUCCUCUUCUUCCCCCGCCUCCCGACCAGAGACGAGCAGCACGGUACGAAACAAAGCGUCCAGCCACAAAGUCCCGCUUCAAGGUCCCAUGGACACGCCGCCCGUUCAGCGUUUCAGAAAGAGCAGCUCGAGAAAGGAGACUGUUGUGGGAACUCUCCCACCUGAAAACUCCCCCCCGGUGAAGCCGAAGCCGUCCAAGGAGCUGAAACCCAUGAUCGGUGCAAUAGUCGUGGGGCUCAUCCUACUCAUCGCGGCGGUGGUGGCCUGGUGCUAUUACACGGCGUCACUGAGGAAGGCGGAGCGGCUCAAGACGGAGCUGAUGGACCUGCGGAAGGAUGGGUUCGUCAUCAAAAACCAGCAUGGAGAGGUGGUCUUCAGACUGGCCUUCCAGUCGGGCAGCCUCGACCUGGAGUCCUGCUCGAAAGAAGGGGAGAUUUUAACCUGCACCAGGUCGGACAAAGGGAAGCUGAAUUUCUUCAUUCAGACGGUCAAGCCCAAGGACACGGUGAUGUGCUACCGCGUCCGCUGGGAGGAGUUUGUGGCGGACACGGCGGUGGAGCACACCAUGUUCUGGGAGGACGCUCACUGGUACGGGGGCUGCGAAAUGAGCGUCCAGCACUGGCCAAUCAGGCUCCCCGGGUACCAGGAGCCCACGCCCUUUGUGACGAGCGACGUGUAUUCCUUCAGGGACAGCUUUGGAGGCAUCUUGGAGAGGUACUGGCUGUCCUCGAAAGCAGCGGCCAUCAAGAUCAACGACUCGGUGCCCUUCCACCUGGGGUUCAACGCCAGCAAGCGGUCGCUCUUCUUUCAGGCCAGGUAUAAGGAUUCUCCCUACAAACCUCCCUUGGGCCAGCAGCCUUUCCCGGAGCUGAGCUACCGCGUCUGCGUCGGCUCGGACGUGACUUCCAUUCACAAAUACAUGGUGCGGAGGUACUUUAACAAGCCUUCCAAGAUCCCGUCGGAAAUCGCCUUCCGCUAUCCCAUCUGGUCCACGUGGGCGCUCUACAAAAACGAUAUUGACCAGGAUAAGCUGUUGCAUUUUGCAGAAAAGAUUAAAAAGUACCGGUUUAAUUGCAGCCACAUUGAAAUCGACGACACCUACACACAGACUUACGGAGACUUCGACUUUGAUCCAGUCAAGUUCCCUAAUGUGACUGAAAUGUUCAAGACGCUGAAAAAAGAGGGAUUUAAAGUUACCCUGUGGACGCAUCCCUUUAUAAACUACAAUUCCUCCAAUUUUGGCGUGGGAAUAGAGCGGCAGCUCUUCAUCAAGGAGCCGACGGGGAAACUGCCCGCCAUGGUGAAGUGGUGGAACGGCAUUGGGGCCAUCUUGGAUUUUACCAAUCCCGCGGCCAGGGAGUGGUUUCAGAGCCAGCUGAAACAGCUGCGGUCCAAGUACGGCAUCGCGUCCUUUAAGUUUGACGCCGGGGAGGUCAGCUACCUCCCGAAGCAGUUCAGCACCUUCCGGCCCUUGUUGGACCCCAACAUCUGGUCCAGACGGUACACGGAAAUGGCCGUUCCGUUCUAUGAGCUCGCCGAAGUGCGGGUUGGCUACCAGUCCCAAAACAUCUCGUGCUUCUUCCGCAUCAUCGACCGGGACUCUGUUUGGGGAUAUGAGCUUGGCCUCAAGUCCCUGAUCCCUACCGUGCUCACCAUUAGCAUGCUGGGAUACCCUUUCAUACUACCUGACAUGAUUGGAGGAAACUUUCUCCCCAACAAGACAGAAGGGGCUGUUGAAAUCUCAGACCGGGAGUUGUACAUCCGCUGGCUGGAGCUGUCGGCCUUCAUGCCCUCCAUGCAGUUCUCAAUACCCCCCUGGCUCUAUGACAAGGAAGUGAUCGAGAUUGCACAGAAAUUCACAGAGCUGCAUGAGUCGCUGGUCGCCCCUCUCCUGUUGGAACUGGCUGGGGAGGUCACCGACACAGGAGACCCCAUCAUACGGCCCAUCUGGUGGAUUUCUCCCAACGACAGAUCCACCCAUGAAAUUGACUCCCAAUUCCUCAUUGGGGACACCCUCAUGGUGGCCCCCGUCCUGGAGCUGGGCAAGCAAGAGCGCGAUGUGUACCUCCCGGCCGGCAAAUGGCGCAGUUACAAAGGGGAGCUGUUUGAGAAGACCCCGGUCCUGUUAACGGACUAUCCCGUGGACUUGGAUGAAGUUGCCUAUUUCCUCUGGGUCUUGUAACAACUGGAUCCAUCAGUUUUCAGCUUUGUGUACGGGCCAUGGAUUGAAAAACUGGGAGCGAUUGGUGUCUGAGAUAAACAUGCCUCGUUAUGUGGCUCUCAGUGGCGAUCGUGAUUCCAAUGGCAGAUUAUUAUUCUCGUGGGGUAAGAAAUAGGACAUGUAAAAUAUCUUGGUAUGCAAUUUGUCCGUCAAAAGGUCCAGGUCCAAAGCUUGACUGCUUGGUUGUGGUUUCAUUUUUAGAUAUAUAGAAACACAGUCUAAGAACAUCGGCACGUCCACGCUGGGUCAGACCAAAGGCCUGUUUAGGUCAGUGUCAGCUGUCUACCAACAGCGGCCAGUGCCAGGUGCCCCCAGAGGGAAU
Pelodiscus sinensis (Chinese soft-shelled turtle) is the source of this 2881-nucleotide messenger RNA. Its product is annotated as alpha-galactosidase MYORG. Gene Ontology annotation, biological process: carbohydrate metabolic process; skeletal muscle fiber development. Lineage: Eukaryota; Metazoa; Chordata; Testudines; Trionychidae. Gene Ontology annotation, molecular function: hydrolase activity, hydrolyzing O-glycosyl compounds. The record is from RefSeq and is a predicted model, not a curated record.